Molecule: messenger RNA, 2100 nt
Organism: Argiope bruennichi
Lineage: Eukaryota; Metazoa; Arthropoda; Arachnida; Araneae; Araneidae
Gene: Dlic
Product: cytoplasmic dynein 1 light intermediate chain 2-like
Exons: 11
Coding region: 201-1652 (483 amino acids)
Biological process (GO): microtubule cytoskeleton organization; microtubule-based movement
Cellular component (GO): cytoplasmic dynein complex; centrosome
Molecular function (GO): dynein heavy chain binding
Source: RefSeq, a predicted model, not a curated record
GUGACCGUAUUUAUGGCUAUGACUAAUCCUAAACAACACAGAAAACCGUAAUAGUUUUUAAAUGGAAAACGAUCGGAAAUAUUUUAUAGUUUGAAUUGUCUUCUGUUAUAUUCUAUAGAAAUGAAGAUUUCUAUGCGAUAAUUUUUAUGAUUUUAAUCAUUAGUGUAAAAUUUUCAAAAUACGUAUAAGUUUAAUGAGUUAUGGCGCUUUUGGGUGUUAAAAGUAAUGCCGACGUCAAACUGGAGGACAAAUUUGAAGACGUAGAUAAUGCUAAUUUAUGGUUAGAAAUUUUGCAAGAGGUGCAAGAAAGUAGCUCUAAUAAGCUUCCAUCUUGUAAAACGUUACUGGUUUUAGGUGAUAAUGAAUCUGGUAAAACAUCUCUGAUAGCAAAACUUGAAGGUAAUGAAGAUCCCAGGAAAGGUUCUGGAUUAGAAUAUCAUUAUAUUUAUGUACGAGAUGAAUAUCGUGAUGAUCAUACUCGGUUAGGUGUGUAUGUUUUAGACGGGGACCAGUGGCACAGGAAUCUUCUAAAGUUUGUUUUAAAUGAAGAGACCUUUGCCAAUACAACUGUUCUUCUGACAGCAUCCAUGAGUGAACCAUGGGACAUCAUGGAAUCUCUGAGAAAUUGGGCAAAUAUUCUAGAGGAACAUGUUCAGAGGCUACGACUUCCAGAAUCUGUUAUUGAAGAACAUCGAAGAAGAGUGCUAAAAAAAUUUGAAGAUUAUGUGGAGCCAGGGUCUGAACCUGAUGGAGUUACAACACCAGUACGUCCUGUGAGCAUUACAGAAUCUCUAACAUCAGACAGAGAAAUUCAAAUAAACUUGGGUUUAGAAAUCAUUGUUGUCAUUACAAAGACAGAUGCCAUGUCAACAUUGGAAAAAAAUCUUGACUUUAAGGAGGAACAUUUUGAUUUCAUUCAAAUGUCAAUAAGAAAUUUUUGCUUACAGUAUGGUGCAGCUCUUUUUUAUGUUUCAGUAAAAGAGGACAAAAACUGUGAUCUACUGUUAAAAUAUUUAGUUCACCGAAUAUAUGCCUUUCCUUUCAGAACACCUGCUUUAGUUGUUGAAAAGGAUGCAGUAUUUAUUCCUGCUGGAUGGGACAAUCUAAAGAAGAUCAGCAUAUUGGUUGAUAAUUUGUCUACUAUGAAGCCAGAUGAUUCAUAUAAUGAUGUUAUUGUAAAGCCUGUCAACAGAAAGCCAUUACAGCGAGAAGCUGAAAUUGCUGCAGAAGAUGAUGAAGCAUUCCUUUGUAAGCUACAAAGUUUAUUAAAUCAGCAAGUUCCUGCUAAUGUUGGAAGGCCAGUGGGUAGUCAAGAAACACCAAUCCGAACAGCACCUGGUGUUCAAAAGAGUGCAGAUAGGAGACUUUCAGGAUCCCCUGGAGUGAAUGCCUCACCUAAAAAGAUUGAAGGUAAACAUGGAACUGUUGGAGGUGAAGGAGUUCUUCAAAACUUUUUCAAUAGUUUAUUGAAUAGGAGAACUGGUUCUCCUAUAGGAGGUCCAUCUGUUAGAGGUCUUGAUAAAACUACAGCAAGAUUGGAUGCAGCUGUUGAAUUGGACCGCAUGGCUGGAACCAAGAAACCUACAGGUUUCAAUUCAUCCACAGAGCCUCAGUUCGGUGAAGAAUCGGAGGACAAAAAUGUGCAGUCAUAGCAAGCCUUCUCCAUUUAGGAUUCUUUUUCAAGCAGAAAACUCCACUGUGCCAGGAACUGUCUUACUUAAAUAAAAACAUGGAGGAUAUUUCUGCAGUAUUGAUAUUUCUGAGACAAUUUUGUGGAUGAUGUGUUUCUGAAUGAAAUGGUUAUUUAAAAAAAAUAAAGACUCAUUCUAAACUAAUGAUAGGCUUCUGUUUCAAGCUCACUUAAUCACUAGGCUUGAACAUGAUGGGCUAUUGCAUUGUUAAAUUUCAGCACAAGUUAUGUGCUCCUUGUAAAAAUUUAAAUUAUGACUACUUGAGAAUGCUUGCUGCUUUUUUAAUAUUAAAGAAAUUUUGUAUUUAUAAUUUGUUUAAAGAAUACCAAAGUAUUUUCACAUACUAUGGCUUUUCUGAAUUUGUGUUAAAGAAAUAAUAAAUCAAAAAUAAAAUUUGUUUUAAAACCAC